Molecule: messenger RNA, 315 nt
Organism: Rhizophagus irregularis DAOM 181602=DAOM 197198
Lineage: Eukaryota; Fungi; Glomeromycota; Glomeromycetes; Glomerales; Glomeraceae
Source: RefSeq, a predicted model, not a curated record
AUGACCAGCUUAACAGGUUCCUUAGGUUCCUUUAAGACCACAUCAUUCAGCUCUUCGGAACGAAAUAAUGAUUCGACAUUACGCGCUUGCUGUUAUCAGCCAGUCGAAACUGAUCAGCUGAGUGUGGCAAGCCAAUCAGAAACAUCAAGCCAGCCACAUGCAUGUUCGUCUGGAAGUUCUAGCUCUGGUCUAAUAACAUUAGGAGGUAUUAGCUUGGCUGUCUGGACCCGAUUCAAGCAACUUUUCGAUCAAAUAAGGGAAGAAAAAGGACUUAAUUCGGAAGAGAUGUGCUUUCACGUAGCAAUGGAAACCUGA